UUAUCCCCUUCCCUUUCCCUUCAAUCCCCUCCCCACCACAAGCAAAAAUGUUAAAAAAACAAAGAAAAAAGAAAAACUCAAUCAAUUUAUAAGAACCCUAAAAAAGAUAGAUAGAUCGAUAGAUAGAUAGAGAGAGAGAGUGAAUGAACAUAUGAAUCUUAUGAUGAUCACUCUCACACUUCCCUCUUCUUGUUCUUGUUCUUGUUCUUUUCUUUUGUUUGUUCAUUAAUGGCUUCUUCUCUCCCUUCUCUCGCCGUCGGCGGCGGCGCCGCCACUCUCCACAAGCUCGACUCCGACACCAAGAAGCUUCCUCCCUCCUCCCUCUCCCUUGAGAAGAGCUUUUCCUGCCAGAGAAGCCCUUCUUCUUCAGCAGCUCAAGAAACCGCCUCUGAAGCGCCUUCGCAGCCGCUUUUCGACCUCCGAGAAGCGCUCGACAUCCUAAAAGACGGCACCCGCAUCGAAUCAUCCCUCUACGUCCCCCUCCUGCAGCGAUGCGUCGAUAAAAGCUCGCUCUCGGAGGCCGAAAUCGUCCAUGCCCACAUCGUAAAAACCGGAACACUCCAAGAUCUCUUCAUUUCAACCUCUCUCGUCGACGCGUACGCGAAAUGCGGGUCGACGGAUCAUGCCCGCAAGGUGUUCGAUAAAGUGCCGAGGAGAAACGUCGUUACUUGGACCGCUCUUAUCACCGGAUAUGUUCGUAACUCGCAACCGGAGUCCGCGGUCGAAGUGUUUAUUCGGUUGAUAGACUCGGGUUUUUAUCCUACGAGUUUUACGCUGGGAGCCGUUCUGAGUGCCUGUUGCGCUUUAUAUGCUAACGAGCUCGGGAAACAGAUUCACGGGUAUGUUAUAAAGUACGGUGUUGAGUCGAACACGAGUACGGGGAACUCUCUUUGUAGCUUGUAUUCGAAAUCCGGUAGCUUGGAUUCGGCUAUGAAGGCCUUUGAGCGGAUCCCGGAUAAGAAUGUGAUCUCGUGGACGACGAUCAUAUCCGCGUGCGGCGACAAUGGCGAUGCGGAGCGGGGCUUGAGAUUGUUUGUCGACAUGCUUUUGGAAGAUGUGGAGCCGAAUGAGUUCACGCUGACGAGCGCGCUCAGCUUGUGCUGCGUCGUUCAUGAUCUCGAUCUCGGGAAGCAAGUUCAUGCGUUUUGCGUCAAAUUCGGGUGCGAAUCGAACAUUCCAGUGAAAAAUUCGGUCAUGUAUUUGUACUUAAAGUGCGGGGAGAUUGAUGAGGCGAGGAGGCUGUUCGAUGGAAUCGAGAGCGUAAGCGUGAUCACGUGGAACGCGAUGAUCGCGGGACAUGCCCAGAUGAUCUCUUCCGCGAGGGACGACGUGGCGGCUCACUCUAGCGGAAUCGAGGCCUUCAAAAUGUUAUUGAAAAUGAACCGUGCUGGUAUGAAACCCGACUUGUUCACUUUCUCGAGCAUCUUAACUGUUUGCAGCGGUCUCGUAGCGCUAACUCAGGGCGAGCAAAUCCAUGCUCAAUCUAUAAAAACCGGAUUUUUGUCCGAUGUUGUUGUUAGUAGUGCAUUGGUGAACAUGUACACCAAAUGCGGGUGCAUUGAAAAGGCCGCGAAAGCGUUCGUCGAGAUGCGUACAAGGACUCUUAUAUCGUGGACUUCGAUGCUAACCGCUUACUCUCAACACGGUCGGUCCAGAGAGGCGAUUCAGCUCUUCGAGGACAUGAGAUUAGCUGGCGUUAGGCCGAACCAAGUCACCUUCGUCGGUGUCCUUUCCGCAUGUAGCCACGCGGGGUUGGUCGACGAGGCUGAGUACUACUUCAACAUGAUGCAGAGUGAGUACGGAAUCGAGCCCGUCAUGGACCAUUAUGCGUGCAUGGUCGACAUGUUCGUGAGGUUGGGUCGAUUGGAAGACGCGUUCGAUUUCGUAAAGAGGAUGAACUUCGAGCCCAACGAGAUCAUUUGGUCCAUCCUAAUUGCCGGGUGUCGGAGCCACGGGAAUACGGAAUUGGGGUUCUAUGCCGCGGAUAAAUUGCUCGAGCUCAAGCCUCGAGGGAUUGAGACUUACAUGUUGUUGCUCAAUAUGUACAUGUCGGCGGAGCGAUGGCACGAUGUAUCGAGGGUUCGAAAGCUAAUGAAAGACGAGAAGAUCGGAUUUAUCAGGGACCGAAGCUGGAUUACGGUGAAAGACAAAGUACACUUCUUUAGGGCCGACGAUCGGUCUCACCGCCAAAGCGGCGAGAUGUAUGAAUUGCUGGAAAAUCUACUGAACAAAGCUAAAGAAUUGGGCUACGUGCCGUAUAAAAGCGUCGAGUUAUCUGAAAACGAAGACGACGACAGCGAGAAAGCUUUCGUUCCAGUGACUCAUCACAGCGAGAGACUAGCUAUUGCCUUCGGGCUGAUAAACACGUCGCGGCAUUCGUCGAUUCGAGUUGUUAAGAACAUCACUAUGUGCAGGGACUGCCACACUUCGGUGAAGUUAUUCUCGGCAUUGACCGACAGAGAAAUCGUCGUCAGAGAUAGCAAAAGGCUUCACACGUUCAAGGGCGGUCGAUGUUCGUGCGGCGAUUUUGGCGCGCUUUUGUGAGAGGCUUCUCGGAGCUGCAUUUCGCGGUUGCGAGGGCUCGAGGCCGUAUAUUUUAUAUUCAACAGGUUUUUUAGUAGACCCUAAAUACGGGCUUAAUUAAAUGGGACGGGGUCGUGCCGAAAACUUACCGACAUGAUACGGCAUAGUGCAUGCCGAGUCGUAUCAAUAUGUGUCGGUAACAAAAAAUACAUGUGUGUCGACAUAUAAUGACAUAAAAUACUUAGUUUUUUUUAGCAACAAAAUAUUUUAAUAGUUAAGUAUGUAUCUUUAUCAAAUCUUUUGAACUUUAUUGAAAAAAUAACUAACUAAUUUAAAAAAUAGAAGGUUUUGAGCUGUACUAUCAGCACAGGAAUUGUAUCAUGCCGAUAUCAUGUUGGCACGGUAGGCACGGUCGGUACGGUCUGUGCCGAUGGACUCUUAAAUUCUUGGGAUUCGAACUCAGCACCUCUUGUUUGGUACGCUGUUAAAUUAAAUAAAACAAUCCUUUACCUCUAACAGCGAGCUGACAGAGAAUGACGUUUCAUAUUUAUUUACAAUAGCAUCAAAAUAGGAGAUACUGAGUUCCAGUCAAGCGAGACUCCUAGUGUACUUAAUGUUUUUUUAUUUAAUUCAAAUUCACGUUGUGAACCUAUCAAAAAUAUCUCUAACCCAAACUUAGUUUCUAGAAAAAUAACAGUUAUUUUAUAUAAUUUAAUACGGCAUAACCAACACCAAAAAAAAAAAAAAAAAAAAAAAAAAAAAAAAAAAAAAAAAAAAAAAAAAAA
Molecule: messenger RNA, 3308 nt
Organism: Ananas comosus (pineapple)
Lineage: Eukaryota; Viridiplantae; Streptophyta; Magnoliopsida; Poales; Bromeliaceae
Product: putative pentatricopeptide repeat-containing protein At5g52630
Exons: 3
Coding region: 229-2544 (771 amino acids)
Biological process (GO): RNA modification
Molecular function (GO): RNA binding; zinc ion binding; protein binding
Source: RefSeq, a predicted model, not a curated record